Drosophila nasuta is the source of this 1668-nucleotide messenger RNA. It is a transcript of the gene mbm, whose product is annotated as mushroom body miniature. The coding region runs from base 1 to 1668 and encodes 555 amino acids. The record is from RefSeq and is a predicted model, not a curated record. Gene Ontology annotation, molecular function: zinc ion binding; nucleic acid binding. NCBI's taxonomy places the organism in Eukaryota, Metazoa, Arthropoda, Insecta, Diptera, Drosophilidae. The transcript is spliced from 4 exons.
AUGCAAGACGGCAGAGAAAGACGUUCCAGCGGCAAUUGGCAAAAUAAUUCCGGCUCCCAAAGCUACCAUUACUUAAAUAAUAGUGGCGAGCAGUUAAACAGAAGCUGGUCGGAUGCGAAUCGAGGCAAUAAUCAACGCGGUCAGCAGCAGCAUCAACAGGGACCCAACUUUGGUCAAGCGAAUCACGACUUUCCCAAAUUUCGCGAUCCCAGCCAGCAGAAACAACAGCACAAUCGAUUUACACAAAACCAGCAAUCGGAUCGAGGAGCCGGCGGUGGCGGUGGUAAUAACAACAAUGAUGAACGCAAGCAUCGUCGGGGUGGCAAUCAAAAACGUGGUGGUCGCAAUGGCGGGGCUGGUGAUAACGGCGGUAAUGGCGGUGGUGGCCGUCGCCGACGUAACGGCGGUGGUCGCGGUGGCGGUGGCCGUAAUAAUCGAUCUGGCGGCCGCGGCGAUCGAUCUGGUGGCGGUGGUCGCAACGAUGGCGAUCGACGCGAUGGUGGCACUGCAAACGGACCUUGGUAUGAUGAGCCAAUGGAAAGUGACAUUUUUUAUUUUACAAAUGGCCAUAUAAAUAAAAUGGACCAAAUGGAGCCACUGCCAUCAAUAUCUCCGGCACCUGCAGAAGCGGCACAUGUGCCAACUGCAGAGGCAGCUCCAGCACCAAGUGUUGAAGCUCCCAGUGAAUCGACGCCAGUCAAGCCAGCAAUACCACCCGCCGCCCUAAUUAAUGUGGCCAAUAUCAAGAAGGAGAAGAAAGAUUCAUUACCUAAAGCAGCGGUUACAAAGCCAGCGGAAAGCAGCGAAGAGAGUUCAUCGAGCAGCUCGGAUGAAAGCACUGAAGAUGGGGAAAUUGUCACCAAACAGAAGGCAGCUGCAACUGUCUCAACGAUUAAGAGCAAGCCUGCUUCAUCGUCCUCUUCCUCCUCCGAAGAUUCAUCCAAGGAGGACACGCCGCCGCCUGUUAAAACCAAAACUGCCAAGGAAGCGACAAAGUCGAAUGAGGAUAACGGCGAGGAGGAGACGGAGGACUCAGAUGCAAAAAGCGAUGCAGAAGUCAAGAAGGAUCCUGCGAACAGAAAGGGCGGCUUGUUGUGCUUGCUCUGCGAUAAAAAAGGACACAGCUCGUUUGAGUGUCAAAUGAUUUGCAGAAAUUGCUCGGGACCGUAUCAUAGUCUAAAGAAUUGCCCACAUCCGCCUAACCUCAACAUUGCUGUGCAGGCAUUUAUGGAAUUUACAAUGCAGCAAAUGGCCGCCUUUAACAUGGACAAACGUUUUGCAUUUCCAGCUGGCGUUGUAGCUGCUGCAGCACCAGCCGUUGUGCCACCUGUGGCACCUCCUACUCCAGUUAAGUCCAAGAAAGAAAAGGAGAAACGUGCUGCUGCAGCUAAAGAAAGCGAUGAUGAUGAUGAUGAUGACGACGAUGCAGAUGAUGCUUCAGAAGAUGCAAGCAGCGAUAACGUAACAAGCAGUGAUUCCAGCAGUGAGCCACAGCAGCCGGCAGUAAAGGCGAAACGUAAGCGAAACACAGCGAAAGCAGUACCCACUAUAAAUCCAGCAGCGGCAGCCGCAGCCGCGGCAGCUUUUCCAUUUCCCUUGCUGGCAGCUGGUGCACCAUAUAACUCCAUGAUGUAUCCAUAUGCAGCGCCGUUCAAUUUCCCUAAAUAG